Cetraspora pellucida is the source of this 145-nucleotide messenger RNA. The record is from the annotation of a GenBank genome assembly. NCBI's taxonomy places the organism in Eukaryota, Fungi, Glomeromycota, Glomeromycetes, Diversisporales, Gigasporaceae.
GCUCGACGCGAGUCUAGCUAUUCGUAAAUUCCUCCCACCCACCCGAAAAGACAGGUUUAGGCAGUUGUGGCGGAAAAAUAAGCAAUAUAAGAAUGAUUACAAAGAGAAGGUUAGAUUAGGAACGAUUCUAGAAAACAGCCGGUGA